CUGUUUUCCGGCAGCUUGCCACCAACCGCCAAAAUGGCCGAGAAGGUUGAUACCAAGGAGGUCCAGACCAAGGUCGUCACUGGUUCCGAGGCCUUCAACGAGGCCAUGAUCAAGGAGCCUCCCAGCGCCUGGACCAAGGCUCAGAUUCUCAUCUAUGCCUUCUCCCUCGUCGGUUUCUUCUGCUCGACCAUGAACGGAUACGACGGUUCUCUGAUCAACAACCUGCUUCAAAACCCCUCCUUUAAGGAACGCUACGGCGCAAAGAACGAUGGUAUCUGGGCUGGUAUUAUCUCUUCCAUCUACCAAAUCGGUGGUGUCGUUGCUCUUCCUUUCGUCGGCCCUGCUCUCGACACCUGGGGACGCCGCGUCGGUAUGCUCAUCGGAGCCCUCAUCAUCAUCAUCGGAACUUGCAUUCAAGGUACCGCCAACGGCACCGGACAAUUCAUGGGUGGCCGUUUCCUCCUUGGUUUCGGUGUCUCCAUCGCUGCCUCUGCCGGACCCAUGUACGUUGUCGAGAUCAACCACCCCGCCUACCGCGGAGUCGUUGGUGCCAUGUACAACACUCUGUGGUUUUCUGGUGCCAUUGUCGCGUCGGGAACUGCCCGUGGCGCGCUUGACAUUAAGGGAGACGCUUCUUGGAGAUUGAUCACCUGGAUGCAAGCACUGUUCUCCGGUCUGAUCUGCUUGUUCUGCAUGUUCCUCCCCGAGUCUCCUCGAUGGCUCUUUGUCAACAACAAGAAGGAACAGGCCACCGCCGUGCUCACCAAGUACCACGGAAACGGCAACCCUGACUCUCCCUGGGUCAAGCUUCAACUUCACGAGUACGAGGAACUCCUUGACAUGGACGGUGCUGACAAGCGCUGGUGGGACUACCGCGCUCUGUUCCGCAACCGCUCUUCCGUCUACCGUCUUUGCUGCAACAUGUGCGUCUCCAUCUUCGGACAAUGGGCUGGCAACGCCGUGCUUUCUUACUUCCUCGGAUCCGUUCUUGACACCGCUGGCUACUCCCACCCCAUCCAGCAGGCCAACAUCACUCUCAUCAACUCGUGCCAACAGUUUGCUUGCGCCAUCUUCGGUGCCAUGCUCGUCGACCGUGUUGGCCGUCGCCCGCUUCUUCUCUUCUCUUUCUCUGCUUGCACUGUUGUCUGGCUCGGCAUGACCAUUGCCUCCGGAAUCCUGUCUCAAUCCCAGACCGGUGUUACAGACAGCGGCGCCGCCAUCUUCAACAACCCCGCCGCCUCGCAAGCCUGCUUGGCUAUGAUCUUCCUGUUCGGAUCCGUCUACUCUGUCGGUAUUACGCCCCUUCAGGCUCUCUACCCCGUGGAGGUCCUCUCCUUCGAGAUGCGUGCCAAGGGUAUGGCUUUCUCCAACUUGGCUGUCAACGCUGCUGGUCUUCUCAACCAGUUCGCUUGGCCCGUGUCCAUGGAGAAGAUUGCGUGGAAGACGUACAUCAUCUUCACCAUCUGGGACGCCGUCCAGACUCUCGUCAUCUGGCUGUACAUUCCUGAGACCAAGGGACGCACUCUCGAGGAACUCGACCACAUCUUUGCUGCUAAGAACCCCGUCAAGGAGUCCACCAAGAAGAAGCAGGUUGCCGUCGACCGCUACGGCGACGUUGUCAACGUCCAGGACGUCUAG
Colletotrichum karsti is the source of this 1638-nucleotide messenger RNA. RefSeq names its product lactose permease. The transcript is spliced from 6 exons. The record is from RefSeq and is a predicted model, not a curated record. Gene Ontology annotation, biological process: transmembrane transport; carbohydrate transport. Gene Ontology annotation, molecular function: carbohydrate:proton symporter activity. Gene Ontology annotation, cellular component: membrane. NCBI's taxonomy places the organism in Eukaryota, Fungi, Ascomycota, Sordariomycetes, Glomerellales, Glomerellaceae.